AUGUCUGACCCAAGUUCUAUUAACGGUGGUAUUGUUGUAGCAAUGGCCGGUAAAGACUGUGUUGCAAUAGCGUGUGAUCUACGUCUGGGGAACCAAUCCCUUGGUGUUUCAAAUAAUUUUGAGAAAGUUUUCAAUUAUGGCCAUGUUUUCUUUGGUAUUACAGGAUUAGCCACUGACGUUACUACAUUGAACGAAUUGUUUCGUUAUAAGACGAAUUUAUAUAAGUUAAGGGAAGAUAGACCCAUUGAACCAGAAACGUUUACACAAUUAGUAUCCAGCACAUUAUAUGAAAGAAGAUUCGGUCCAUAUUUUGUGGGACCGGUCGUAGCAGGUAUCAAUUCAAAGUCAGGAAAACCCUUCAUAGCAGGUUUCGAUUUGAUUGGUUGUAUUGACGAAGCAAAGGAUUUUAUUGUCAGCGGUACAGCUUCAGAUCAAUUAUUUGGUAUGUGUGAAUCUCUAUAUGAGCCAAACCUAGAAGCAGAAGAUCUUUUUGAAACUAUAAGUCAAGCUUUAUUGAAUGCUGCUGAUCGUGAUGCCCUAUCCGGUUGGGGUGCAGUUGUGUACAUUAUCAAGAAGGAUAAGGUUGUGAAAAGAUAUCUAAAGAUGAGACAAGACUGA
Messenger RNA from Nakaseomyces glabratus, 618 nucleotides. It is a transcript of the gene PUP3, whose product is annotated as proteasome core particle subunit beta 3. Gene Ontology annotation, biological process: proteasome-mediated ubiquitin-dependent protein catabolic process. Lineage: Eukaryota; Fungi; Ascomycota; Saccharomycetes; Saccharomycetales; Saccharomycetaceae. Gene Ontology annotation, cellular component: proteasome core complex, beta-subunit complex; proteasome core complex. The record is from RefSeq and is a predicted model, not a curated record.